This is a messenger RNA of Closterium sp. NIES-65, 1641 nucleotides long. NCBI's taxonomy places the organism in Eukaryota, Viridiplantae, Streptophyta, Zygnematophyceae, Desmidiales, Closteriaceae. The record is from the annotation of a GenBank genome assembly.
AUGGGGGUAUCAAACUCCAAAAGUCGGCUCCACUCCUCCAAUUGCUGCUCCUGGUCGUCCAUCGAUUGCCCCCCUGCCUGCUGCUCUCCCUGGGGUGCUCCGGUCACCCCCGACUGCCCCCCUGACUGCUGCUCUCCUUGGGGUGCUCCGUCUGCCCCCCUGCCUGCUGCUCUCCCUAGGGUGUGCCGGGCACCCUCGGCUGCCCCCGUGUCUGCUGCGCUCCCUGGGGUUCCCCGGUCACCCCCGGCUGCCCCCUUGCUUGCUGCUCUCCUUGGGAUGCUCCGGUCACCCCCGGCUGCCCCCCUGGCUGCUGCUCUCCCUGGGGUGCUCCGGGCACCCUUGGCUUCCCCCCUGCCUACUGCACUCCCUGCGGUGCUCCGGGCACCCUCGGCUGCCCUCCUGCCUGCUGCUCUCCCUGGGUUGCUCCGAGCACCCUCGGCUGCCCCCCUGCCCGCUCAGCUCCCUGGAGUGUCUCAAUCGCCCCUGGCUGCCCCUCCGCCUGCUAUGCGGCAGCACCGCUUCCAGUCCGCCCUUGCAACUUACGUGCGUGUCGUCUCCCACCUGGACCCCCUCCUGCUGCCCUCCACCGACAGCUCCUGCUGCCCUCCCGCCGACAGCUCCUGCUGCCCUCCUGUGACAGCUCCUGCCGCUCUUCUCCCAGCAUCUCCUGCUGCCCUCCUACCUGCAGCCGGGCCUGAUUCUCCGAUUGGUCCCGCUGCACCUCUGGCUGUAGCUCGGCCAUCUCCACGUCCACCGCUUGCUGCUCCCUUGCCGGUAGCUGCCCCUCCCCCGGCGGCUCCUGCUGCUCUUCCCUUGGCAGCUCUUGCUGCUCUCCCCCGGGCUGCUCCUGCUGCGUCUCCUGCUGCCCUCCCGCCGGCAGCUCCUGCUGCCCUCUCGCCGGCACCUCCUGCUGCCCUCUCGCCGGCAGCUCCUGCUGCCCUCCCGUCGGCAGCUCUCGCUGCCCUCCUGCCCGCAGCUCCUGCUACCCUCCCACCACCAGCUCUUGCUCCAAUCCCGCCGGCCACUCCUGCUGCUCUCCCGUCGGCAGUACCUGCUGCUCGCCUGCCGGCCGCACCUGCCACCCUCUUGCCUGCGGCUCUUGCUGCCCUCUUGCCGGCAGCUCAUGCUCCCCUCUUGUCGGCAGCUCCUGCUGCCCUCCCGCCGGCAGUACCUACUGCUCUCCUGCCGGUCGCACCUGCUGCCCACUUGCCCGCGGUUCUUGCUGCCCUCUCGCCAGCAGCUCCUGCUGCCCUCCCACCGGCAGCACCUGCUGCCCUCCUGCCAGCAGUUCCUGCUGCCCUCCUGCCAGCAGUUCCUGCUGCCCCCUUGCUUGUGACUUCCGGACCUCCCCCAACAGCCAGUUCUGCUGCCCCCCCUCCUGCCACGAGGACUGGGUGCCGACUGGACUCCACUGCUGCACUUCCGGCCGAGCUCUCCGUCUUUGUUUCUGCCUUUGGGCCGGGCGAGGCCCGCGCACGGCUGGGAAGGUUGGGCGUGCCAAGGGAUUAUCCACGGCCGUCUGCUGCCUAUCGUGAGACUCCUGCAGUCGCCGGCAGUGUCCCGGUUGGAGAUAAUGUCGCUGCCGCAUACAAAGCCGCCGGGAGUGUCUUUGGGUGGUUCCUCCACCCCCCCCUCUAUUGA